Molecule: messenger RNA, 1592 nt
Organism: Trichogramma pretiosum
Lineage: Eukaryota; Metazoa; Arthropoda; Insecta; Hymenoptera; Trichogrammatidae
Product: somatomedin-B and thrombospondin type-1 domain-containing protein-like
Exons: 5
Coding region: 1-933 (310 amino acids)
Source: RefSeq, a predicted model, not a curated record
AUGCCACGAUCGUCGAUCUUCCUCCAACCAACACCGCCGCCGUUGAUCGGCCGGUACCUGCUGCUGUUGUGCUUGAUAACGUUGGUCAUCAACCCUGGCCGGGUCUCGGCGACCGGCAGCUGCGCCGAGUCCAAGCUCUGCUGUCCGGGCCGCGACUCGGCCUGCGUCGUCCAGAAAACGUCGCCCUCCAACGCCAUCGUCCAGCAGCAUAAUCAACAAUCGUAUCAUCAGCAGCAACAGCUGCUCGGCGACAAGCCCUGCUACUGCGAUCACGCCUGCCUCAAGCUCGGCGACUGCUGCGGCGACUUCAAGGAGGCUUGCGGUGUACUGGACUGCGUGGUGUCGGCCUGGGGCCCCUGGUCGGACUGCGACAGCGAGUGCGGCCCCGGCGCCCAGACGAGGACGCGCCUGGUCGAGCGCGGCCCCGAGAACGGCGGCAAGCACUGCCCCCAGCUGGCCCAGCGACGCGGCUGCCAAGGCGUCAAGUGCCACAGGCGCAAUCCCAAGUCGGCCCUCAAAGAAGUGGCGCUACUGCUGCCGGCCGAGCUGAGCGACGUGCGGCACGCCAACGACAGCAACGACAUCAGGACGAAUCUGCGCUAUCGCUACGUCGAGGAUCCGGAGCACGAUCUGACCAGAGAGUACUGCGUGACGUUCACCGUGACGAAAGCUUCCAAAGCCUGUUACAAGGAGCCGAGUCUUUCGCAAUUUAUCGAAGGUGCCCGGGUCUGCGUGCACUGCCAGACGCAGGCGCUGCGCCGCGAGCUGGACUGGCGAUGCGAGGGAGACGGCGGCACCGAGGCCAUGAUCACGCGCUGGAGCAUGCUGAGCUUUCCCCACUGCCACGGCAAGUGGCUGCGCACGAGGAAAACCGGGCCCGAGUGCUCCAGCGCCGAGCUCUGCCAGCCGAGGCCCCAUUACAUAUUCGUCUGAGACGACGGAGAGCCGCCGCUGCUGCUGCUGCCUGCCAUCCGCGAGGACAAUGACGAGGACACGAUUUUUAUCAUUGAUUAACGCACUUUUAUUCGUUGGAGUUCAUUUUGUAUUUUUUUUUUUGUAUUAUCGAUAAAAGAGGGAACAAACCGUUCGUUGACUUUUUUUUGGGUUUUUGGAAGAUGCGAGGGAGAAAAUUUAGAAUUACUUACGGUCAAUUGCAGGCUCUUCUAUGAUGUAACACGAUUGUUGAAUAUGAUUACGAUGAUAUAAUAUAGAUCCUAUGAACUGAGAAUAUUUUGAGUUCGGCGAUUCUCCUGUUUCUUUUUAUAAUCAUAUUUUUAUAAAAAACACUGUACAAAAGUUCGAAAAUCUCACCGAUGUGUAUAUGAAGGACAGAAAAAAAAAAUUAUUUCACUAUUCCGCGAGUUAUAAACUGUAAAUGUGUAUAAUCGCAACCGGAUUUUUCUAUCCUACUAUUAACUACAUUAUGAUUGUGACUCGAUGUUUGUAAAGAAAAAUAUGAAAUAUUACUUUGUGCAAUUUGAUAAUUAGGAAAAAAAAUUCAUCGAUGAUCUUUACACCUUGUUCGAUUUCGAGAACAGAAACAAAAUAAAGAGAGAGAGAGAGAGAGAAAAAAAGAAAAUACAAUAUAGAUA